UAUAUCGGCGCAUAUAUGCAAUUUGGGCAGCAUGUGAUGUGUCAGGUCCCCGAGGGGUUUGGGCGUCAUUUCGGACACUCGCAAGUUGGCCUUCUCAAGUUGCACGCGAUCAAACUCAAACGGCAUCUCCGCCUCCUCGCGUUCUCCCCGACGGUCAUGGCGGAGUCACACCUCCAGGAAGAAGAGCACCUCGACGUCCUCACAAGAACCGGAGAGAAGACCGGCGUCUCGAAACUCAGGAGCCUGGUUCACCAGGACGGAGACUACCAUCGCGCCGUCCACGUCUGGAUCUACUCGGAGAGCACGCACGAGCUGCUCGUGCAGAAGCGCGCCGAUUGCAAGGAUUCCUGGCCUGGGCAGUGGGACAUCUCCAGUGCCGGUCAUAUCUCGGCUGGAGAUUCCUCGCUCCUUAGCGCUAGGAGGGAACUCUAUGAAGAGCUUGGCAUAGACCUUCCAAAAGAUGCAUUCGAGUUGUUGUUUGUUUUUCUUCAGGAGUGUGUUAUAAAUAAUGGCAACUAUAUCAAUAAUGAGUUCAAUGAUGUGUACCUUGUGACAACUUUGAGCCCUAUUCCCAUGGAGGCCUUCACUCUUCAGGAAUCAGAAGUUUCUUCUGUCAAGUACAUACAUUGGAAAGACUAUAAAAAUGUUCUUGAAGAAGGAGAUGAACAAUAUGUCCCGUAUGAUGUAACUGGUCAAUAUGGUCAACUAUUUAUCAUCAUCGAGCAAAGGUAUAAAGAGAAUAUGGAGGCUCGUAGCCUAAACUUGCAAAAGAAGCUUAACCGAUAUGCUCCCAUAUACAUGGAACCAAAGUUAUCUGGGCUUUCAGAUGCAGACAAGGAAGCUUUGUCUUAUAUACUAAGAGCAGCAAUGGUUGUUGAUGACAUUUUCUACAUACAGGUCUGGCAUAGCAAUCCAAUGCUAAGAGAUUGGUUGAAGGAGCGUUCUAAUACUUCUAGCUUAGAUCGGCUGAAAUGGAUGUAUUACUCCAUAAAUAAGAGUCCGUGGUCAUCCCUUGAUGAGAAUGAGGCAUUUCUAACAACAGCAGAUUCUGCUGUAAAAUUGCUUGCAAAAUCUACGAAGCCUGUUUCAGGUUGGGAAGGAAUUGAAUAUAGAGCUGCUUUUCCUAUGAUGAAGCCUCCUGGUGCAAAUUUCUAUCCUCCUGACAUGGAUAAAAAGGAAUUUGAGCUGUGGAAAGGCAGCCUAAAUGCAAGUGAACAAGAAGCUGCAACAGGAUUUUUCAGUGUCAUCAGAAGGCAUGUUGAUACUCUAUCCUCUACGGUGUCUCAUUUGAUGGAUCAUAGUGGCUCUGGGCAACAUUUCAAUUUAGAUUGUUUGACUAUAGUUCCAUUCUCCCAAGAGUACAAAGCGCUUCUUGUAAAAGCAGCUGAUCUUCUUUUUCGUGCAUCAGAACUGUCUGACUCUUCUAGCUUGAAAAAGUUGCUGGAAACUAAAGGAAACGCCUUUCUGUCAAAUGACUACUAUGAAUCUGACAUAGCCUGGAUGGAGUUGGACUCCAAGCUGGAUGUGACCAUUGGUCCUUACGAGACAUAUGAAGACACACUUUUUGGGUACAAGGCAACAUUUGAGGCAUUUGUGGGAAUACGAGAUGACAUAGCAACAUCUCAAGUCAAACUUUUCGGAGAUCAUCUUCAGGACUUGGAACAAAAUCUUCCAAUGGACAGUAUGUAUAAAUCAAAAGAUGUAGUUGCAGCUCCAAUCCGUGUAAUUCAACUUGUCUACAAUGCUGGGGAUGUGAAAGGUCCCCAAACUGUUGCUUUUAAUUUGCCAAAUGAUGAGCGCAUAGUGAAUGAACGUGGAACAUCUAUGGUCUUGCUGAAGAAUGUAUCAGAGGCCAAAUUUAAGCACAUUCUACAGCCCAUAGCUGAUGUGUGCAUCAAAGAGGAUCAGAAGGAAUUUAUCGAUUUUGAGUCCUUUUAUACACACACAAUUUGCCACGAGUGCUGCCAUGGAAUUGGGCCACACACCAUUAUUCUCCCAAAUGGUGUUCAGUCAACAGUUAGAUUAGAACUUCAAGAACUUCACUCAGCCUUGGAGGAAGCGAAAGCAGAUAUUGUUGGACUUUGGGCACUGAAGUUCCUUGUCGAUCAGGAACUACUUCCAAAAAGUUUUUUGAAGUCAAUGUAUGUAUCUUUUUUGGCGGGUUGCUUCCGAUCAAUACGCUUUGGACUAGAAGAGGCACAUGGGAAAGGGCAAGCUUUGCAAUUUAAUUGGUUACACGAAAAUGGAGCCUUUCUCAUGCAUGCAAAUGGAACAUUUUCUGUUGAUUUUAUGAAGGUUGAAGGAGCUGUUGAAAACCUUAGCAGGGAGAUCCUGACAAUUCAAGCAAAAGGUGACAAACCUGCUGCUAUGUCACUUCUUCAACGCUAUGCGAAAAUGACACAACCACUUCAUAUUGCUUUAGAAAAGCUAGAAAGAGUCCAGGUACCUGUUGAUAUUGCUCCUAUUUUCAGCGUGGCAGACAAAUUCUUGGAGAAGAUUCAUUGACAUGGUGACAAGUUUGCUAAAAGGCAGGCUUCAUUCGAUAAACCGGCACGUACUGAUUUGAAAACUCAUAAGCAGGUAUGGAGGUAAAUAAUUAUAUGUUGUCAAACCUCCAUCAAAGUUUUCUUAGUUACAAAGACAAUGAUUUUGCUGUCAAAAAUCAUUCCCAAGUCUUAUGUAGGUCACUCACUUUAUUCGAACUUUGACUCGCCAACAUUCUGUAUUACAUAUAUGAAGAAUAAAAACAUACACGAAACAUACGUUUCUUGAGCUUUCA
Molecule: messenger RNA, 2779 nt
Organism: Musa acuminata AAA Group (dessert banana)
Lineage: Eukaryota; Viridiplantae; Streptophyta; Magnoliopsida; Zingiberales; Musaceae
Product: nudix hydrolase 3
Exons: 21
Coding region: 16-2505 (829 amino acids)
Cellular component (GO): cytoplasm
Molecular function (GO): dipeptidyl-peptidase activity
Source: RefSeq, a predicted model, not a curated record